CUUGCCGAUAUUUCAUCCAUCUCCCUCGUAAAUUCUCGAUAGGCCAAAAAGAUUGACAACAAAAGGCAUUAUUUUGAGGAACAUUGUUGUUUCAAAUGAUUCUGUAUAAAUAAGUGUUGUGUCUUGGGAGCCUGUAUUAGUGAUUUACACCGUGGAGGAAAAAAUAUGAAGAGGCGGAAUGCCGAAAGUGGCAAAUUGCGGCGCCCUUUAAAGCGCACAAAAAUCACCGAAGGAAUGUACGGAAACUCGCUCCUGUAUUUGAAGUUCGUGAUGCUGUGGGCCACAGUGGUGCUGGCAGAUUACAUGCUGGAGUUCAGAUUCGAGUUCCUCUGGCCAUUCUGGAUGAUGCUCCGAUCUGUUUAUGACUCAUUCAAAUACCAGGGACUUGCAUUCUCAGUAUUCUUCAUCUGCAUAGCGCUCACGUCCGACAUGAUAUGUUUCUUCUUCAUACCGCUGCAAUAUAUAUUCUUCGCGGCCAGCACAUAUGUGUGGGUGCAAUAUGUAUGGUAUUCAUUUGCAGAAAAAGGCAUAUGCCUGCCCACAGUAGUGGUGUGCUGCUUCCUAGUGUACGUAGAAGGAGCGCUCCGGUCGGAGCGGACAGUCAGCAUGGAGCUGACGCGGCCGCUCGCGGCGCACUGCGUGGGCUACCCCGCCGUCACGCUCGGAGCGGGCGUCAAGGCGCAUAUAACGCGAAGGCUGCGGCUGCGGCGGCAGCGUCAAGUGCGGCAGGAGAAUGAAUUCUACUUCCAGCUCAUGAGAGACGCACUCCCUGAGAGCGCGCUGGAACAGAACCAGCCGUCCAAAGACGGCGCGCCGGCGGAGUGUGCGGCGCAGGCGGCGGCAGCGCAGGCGCCGGCGGCGACGGACGCGCGGCAUCUCAACGGCUCGCUCAAGAAGCGGCAGCCGAACGGCACCGCCGACUCCGCGCUGCAUGCCAAGUUAGAUAAGGUAGAGAAGCCCGCGGCCAACGGGCGCGCGCACGCGCUCAGCAACGGGCAGGCUGGCAUCGACGACGACCACAGUAAAGGUGGUACAAAACCGUCGAAGUGUGAAAAGAAAGAGGCCAGUACGUUAAAAGAAGAGAAGAAAAAGAGUAAAAAUAAGGAUAAGGAUAGCAGCGAUAGUCAUAAGAGUACAGAACAGAUAAAAGAACAAAUAGUUAAAGAAAAAGAAGUGGAAAGUACAAAAGAAACGAGAAGUAACAAGGAGUGCAAUAGCAGCAAGGAGAAAGAGAAGGCAUUAGAAAAGGAGCGGGAGAGAGAAACGAGGGAGCGGGAAAAGGAACGCGAGAGGGAGAGAGAGCGAGAACGCGAAUUGCGCGAAGCUCGCGAAUACGCCGAAGAAAUAAAGCGACUGAAAGCCGAGCUGGCAACGUCGCGCAACAACGAGGCGGAAGCACGGCGCGCGCUGGCCGCCGCCGCCGCCGCGGAGCGGCAACGUCGCGCCGAACACGCGCAGCUCAAGCAACAGCAUCAAGCGUUGCAACAUAAGAUAGCGACGUGGCGCACGCACGAGCGCGCCACGCUGGAGCGGCGGCUCGGCGAGGAGCGGCGCGCGCGCACCGCCGCCGAGCACCAGCUGCAGCGCGCCAAGCGACAACCGCAACACAACAGUACAAGCAACAACAACAAUCAGUCGGGCUGCGACAACGAGUGGUGCCGCGCGGCUAUUCGUUGCGGAGAGGCCGAAGCAUCGGCGCUCCGCCGCGAGCUAGCGAGAGCGAGACAGCACGCCACGGACCAGGCGCGGGCCCUGGAGUCGUGCUCGCCGGCGCCGGCUCCCCCCUCCCCCUCCCCCUCCCCCUCCUCCCCGCCGGAGGGCGGCGCGCGGCUGGCGGCGGCGUGCGCGGCGCUGUCCGAGCGCUCGGCGCACCUGCAGCGCGCGCUCAGCGCCGAGACCCGCGUCAAGCUGGACCUGCUGCAGGCGCUGGGCGACGCCAAGCGGCACAUGCACAUACAGGAGGGCUUAAUAUCCCGUCAAGAGAAAGAAAUCGAAGAGCUAAAAGCUCAAAUGCUGGCCGUGAUGCCGACAGAGUUCGUGCAGGCCGCGGGCGCCGGCGUCAGCAAGCUGCGCCUCACGGACGGCUCCCCGCUCGACCCUAACGCCUCCGUGUACACGCCCAAGCAGCUGUGCUCGGAUGCCUAAACUGGACUGGACCCAGUCAAUGAGGAGGUUUGGUAAUAAUUCUCAAUUGAAAUUGGACUUGAUAUUUAGAUCACAACGGUUAAACUCACUUGUAUUUUUAGUCGCUAUUGGCGACAUGUUUCGACAUCGGGGGUCAUUCUUUCUUUAAGAUUUUGCAUUUUUUUUUUCUAGUUUUAUUAAGCUUUGAGCACCUUGAGCGUUCCGAUAUAUCUUAACUUCACUUACCCCUUAAUCUGUUAAAACAUUAUCUGAACUAGAGUGUUAUUAGUUUACAUUAACCAUUAAAAGACAGUUCUUUUAUAAAUGUUGACUAAUUGAUUUGAUGGUUUUAAGUAUUUGUUUUUGCAUCCAUACAAGGUAUCAUUUUAGGUAAAGAUAUUUUGGUCCAAUUUCAAGUACUUGCUACACAAAUGACGAGGGUAUAAAUUAGAAAAAUCCAUCUGAAAUCCAAAAGUCCAAAUAUUAGUGGAUCUGAUGCUUUUAAUUUAUGUCCUAGUGGGAAGGAGAAUUAUAAACUAAGGCCUCAUUGAUUAAGAUAUAAAGAGCUAAGCAUAAGUCAAGGUGAAUUACCUUAGCGUUUUUAGAGGCAGCAUAUAAUGUAAUAAAAAUAAACAACAGAAUUUAACGACAUUUAAAACACUUACGUUCUAUGCCGAAAUUCGUAAUGUAUGGACAAUUUUUUUUUAUUUGUUAAAUUAAAUAUUACUUUAGUUAUUUGUACAACAAGAGAUCAAAGUUUGAUAUUUCUUCGAGUGCUUAUUUUGAGUCCCGUGCAAGCGAAAGAUUCUAUAAUAGAUUCACGAGCGUAGCGAGUGAAUCUAAUUUAGAAUCUUGAUCGUAGUAAGGGAUUCAAAAGCGCACGAGAUGUAAAUAACUUUGAUCUCGUGUAGUACACAAAAUUUUUCACCCUAAGCAGUGAGAACAUACCUAGAGGGACAGAGAUAAUAGAACCCAAGUAUAUCGAACUUGUAUUAGACCCCGCAUUUUGAAAUGACAUUUGACUAUAAAAGUCACUUGAAUGACAUUUUGUCUCACUCAGUGAGCAAAAUGCGAUUUUGCUCACUCAUACUGUAUCACUUAGUGAGCAAAAUGCGAUUUUGCUCACUGAGUGAGACAAAAUGACUCAGUGAGCAAAAUCGCAUUUUGCUCACUCUUUUUAAGAAGCAAAGUUUUGUUCCUUGUUCGAGCUGCUGAGGUGAAAAAUAAAUUAUUCUACUGCUGCCGACUACGCUGGGGUUAUAUUUAACUUGAUCUGUGAUUUAAUAUUAUUGAAUAUAAAAGAGACAUUUCUUAUCCAAUCUGUAAUUUUACUAGCAACUGGCAAAGUAGUUUAGGCACGAUAAUUUAUUUAAUAAUCCAUCAAACAGCUAACUAUACAGAUCCCACCAAAGUGCUGACGAACUCAAUAUAAUUCUAACAAAUUAAAGAUCUAAAUAAGGUAUCUAUCAUAAAUGCCAUGUUAUUUUAAACAAAGAAAAUUCAACCAUUUCACAGUGGCUCAGGAUUCAAAGAAUAAUUUACAUUUUUAUUAAUGGCACGUGGCCUAGGUAUUUUUGAAAACAAUAAAGGUUCACCAUUUUCUGUACUAAUAUUUCGUCAACUAUACGGUAUUAAUUCGUCUUUCUCUUGAGGGUCAACGCCGCAUAAUAAAGUGAUAGGAAAUGUUUCUAAAAUCCUCUAAUAUUAUCUAUCCAAAAAUGAAAUUGUCAGACGGAAAUCAUGAAAUUACUUAAUUUAUUUUAAAUAAUCGAUUAACAUCACAAUUUUAUCAAGAAAAAGUAUGUCUGUCAACUCCAUUGGUUAGCUCUUUAAUACUAUUGAUGGUGAAAAUAUUUGCGUUCGUCCUAUUCCUUUUAAAGCAAUACAAUAGACUGGUUUCGUCAUAUUAAAACCUCCAUUUUAACAAGCAUUUUACUGGCAUUUAAUCGAACAAUCGUAGUUAUUUUUGAACGCAAACUAUUUUUAUUCUCGAUAGACAUAGCUUGCAUCUAGCGUGACUUUAGACAUCCAUUCUGGUAAAGGGUCUAAUGUAAAACAAGUAUCUUGGUAUGCAGAGCUAUUCUUUAUGGCGGGAAGAGCUUGACGCCUUUGACAGAGACUGGUGGGAGACUUCAGGGGAUAGGGAUACGUGGAGAAAUAAGAGGGAGGCCUUUGCCCAACAGUGGGGCAAUAUAGGCUCUUAAUAAUAAUAAUAAAGGCCAGAGUACACCGGAUGUGUGUGCGUAGACGUGCAUGUGCUCGUGCGCAGAAAUGUUGGAACCGUGCACGCACGCGUCACGCAAGCAGUGUGCCUUUUCUCUUAAGAAUCUGUAUAUUACAACACGAACUUACGAACUUGUUGUUUCCAUGCCAUUCGACCAUUCAUAUACUAAAAUCAAUUAUUUUCUAACUUUGAAAGAUUUUAAGCCUGCUUCAGUUAUUUUUCAUAGAAAUAACAAACAAUCCAACAUAGCAUUGUUUUAUUCUUGCUGUAUAUGAAAAUCCGUAUAGUAGGCUAA
Messenger RNA from Cydia fagiglandana, 4643 nucleotides. Its product is annotated as macoilin-2. Gene Ontology annotation, biological process: neuronal signal transduction. The transcript has 14 exons. NCBI's taxonomy places the organism in Eukaryota, Metazoa, Arthropoda, Insecta, Lepidoptera, Tortricidae. The coding region runs from base 166 to 2145 and encodes 659 amino acids. The record is from RefSeq and is a predicted model, not a curated record. Gene Ontology annotation, cellular component: rough endoplasmic reticulum membrane.